This is a messenger RNA of Ostreobium quekettii, 1023 nucleotides long. The record is from the annotation of a GenBank genome assembly. Lineage: Eukaryota; Viridiplantae; Chlorophyta; Ulvophyceae; Bryopsidales; Ostreobiaceae.
AUGGACGCGGAGGGGCCGGCAGAGAGCCAGCAACACCUGGGCGACGAUUUGGGGGUCAAGAAACAAGGCGCAGCGUCGAGCUCCAACGCCUGCGCCUCUACGGAUGCCGUUGAGGACCCCCCAUCGAGCCCUCGGGGGGAGAACCCCCCUUGGACAAGCACCCUCACCUUCUGGGACCGCUCCCUGGAGCCCGGCUACCACGCCAGCCGCCUGGACGCCCUCCUGCGCCCCUUUGACCGCUGCACUGCCUGCAUCGUCCUGGCCGCAUCCUUCGCGAUCUUCUCCCGCCGGACCGUUUGCGACCUCCCCCACGGCCUCGAAUUCGCCCUUUUCGCCAUCCCGCCUGCGUGCGCGAUCAGCCUGCUGGCUUGGAUCGAGGCGAGCGGCCGGGAUUACGGCCGGACCAGGACGGCUGCGGUUUCGAUCUUCAGGGUGGGGGUGGCGACGGCGAUGAGCGCCUGCAAGUGGUGCAUGACGCCGCCGGACGCGUCGUCCACGGGCGCGCUGGUGCGGCUGCUGGUACACUCUGGGGCGCUGCCGCUGCUCGUGAUACAGAUGGGCUCCCAGGUGGACUUUCGCACCCACAUCUGGCUCUCCUUCACCGCCGCUGCCGCCGUCAGCCUCUUCGCCCCGUCCUACUGCCACCUGUGGUUCGAGCAAGACGACCAGAGGGCCACCAUGCUCUCCCUGGCCUCCAGCAUCGACAAAGUCAUGCAUGCCACCAUGACGCUGUUCCCGGAAGCUUCUCCACCGGCCGACGCCCUGGAUUGGGCCUCCAGCUGCUGGCUGGUCAUGUGCUCCCUGAUCUGGGGCGCCACGCUGCUGUCAUGCGCGCUGAUCUAUUUCCUUGAGGCGCGGGCUAGGUCGAUGUACCUGCUGGGGCGGUGCGCCGGUUGGGACAGGCGCCUGUUGGCAAGGGCGAUGCGGGAGGCGGUCGUUGUCGCCGUUUGGGGCUUCUCGGUGAUGUCUGCGGUGGGAUACGCGACGCUGAGGAUGGUGGCGGAGGGGCGGGCUGCGGGCUGA